AUGGGGGCGCCGGCGCUGGCCCAGCGCGGGAGCCUGAUGGCCGGCAGGCCGUUCGGAAUGUCCGCCGGCGGUGGACGAUCGGGGAGGGGGCAAUUCUGCGGCGAAGUGCGGUGCGCGGGUGGCGGAUCGAAGCUGCCGCCUUCGCACGCGCAGUCGAGCAUGCGGGCGCUGGAGAUGCUGCGGGCGGACGCGGACGUCAACCGUGAGUGCGGGGCUUCGUCAAUCGACGGGGAAAUUGUGGCGUGGCGGUGGUUGGAAAGAAUUGUCUCGAUGGGCUGUAGUCGUCGCAGGCGUCUGCUUCUUUGUGUUGGAGUUAUGGCUUGCUGGGUGGCAAGGGCGGAUUUGAUUGCAUCCUCAAGGCCCUCUGCGGGCGGCGCCUGUUGUUGGGAAGUGGUUUCCGGGUGUGGAUGGGGAAACGAACGCGUGGCGCGGGCUGUGGUUGGAUUUCUUAGCGCCAUGACUGUGAUUGGAGUUUGUGGCGCUGUGGGUGGCAAGUGUUGA
This is a messenger RNA of Ostreobium quekettii, 501 nucleotides long. NCBI's taxonomy places the organism in Eukaryota, Viridiplantae, Chlorophyta, Ulvophyceae, Bryopsidales, Ostreobiaceae. The record is from the annotation of a GenBank genome assembly.